This is a messenger RNA of Perca fluviatilis (European perch), 3495 nucleotides long. RefSeq names its product E3 ubiquitin-protein ligase TRIM21-like. Lineage: Eukaryota; Metazoa; Chordata; Actinopteri; Perciformes; Percidae. Gene Ontology annotation, molecular function: zinc ion binding; protein binding. The record is from RefSeq and is a predicted model, not a curated record. The coding region runs from base 217 to 1863 and encodes 548 amino acids. The transcript is spliced from 2 exons.
GAGGGAGGAAACAAACAACAGAGCUGCAGUAAGAGGAGGAGCAACACUGGAAAGAGGAGAGCUUCAACGUCACACUCCAGAAAUGAAAGUGAAGUUUGUCAGAGUGUCGGCCACGCUCCAGUCGAGACAAGACUCUGUUUCUCUCUGAAAGAAAACUCAAACUGACUUCAUCAGGUCUUUCUCAACAACACAGCAGAGUCUCUGCCAAACACUGAUAUGGCUGCUGUGAGCAUUCCGCCAUCUGAAGAUCAGUUUCUGUGCUCCAUCUGUCUGGAUGUGUUUACUGAUCCUGUCGCCACACCAUGUGGUCACAACUUCUGCAAAAACUGCAUUACUGAACACUGGAAUACUAAUGACCAGUACCUGUGUCCGAUGUGUAAGGAGGGUUAUUCCAUAAGACCUGAUUUAAGGGUCAACACUUUUAUCUCUGAGAUGGUUGCUCAGUUCAGACAGUCAGCUCAACAGAAAGCCAGCAGCAGCAGCUCAGAGCAACAAGUGUCCAAACCAGGAGAAGUUCCCUGUGACGUCUGCACUGGAACCAAACUGAAGGCCCUGAAGUCCUGCCUGGUGUGUCUGGUCUCCUACUGUGAGAUUCACCUGGAGCCUCAUCUGACCACGUCCGGCCUGAAAAGACAUCAGCUGAUCGACCCUGUGGAGAACCUGGAAGGCAGGAUGUGUACGAAGCACGAUAAACCUCUGGAGCUGUUCUGUAAGACCGACCAGACAUGUGUCUGCAUGCUCUGCCCUUAUUCAGAUCACAAGAUGCAUGACAUUGUUCCUCUGAAAGAAGAAUAUGAAAUAAAGAAGCUAGAGCUGGGGAAUAUGGGGGCUGAAAUUCACCAGAUGAUCCAGAAGAAACGACAGAAGAUUCAGGAGAUCAAACAUUCAGUCGACCUCAGUGAGGAAGAUGCAGACAGAGAGAUAGCAGAAGGUGUUCAGGUCUUCACUUCUCUGAAGGAGUCUGUUGAGAGAGGCCUGAAUGAGCUCAUCAACACGAUCAAAGAGAAGCAGAAAACAACAGAAAAACAGGCCGAAGCUUUCAUCAAAGAGCUGGAACAGGAAAUCUCUGAGCUGAGGAAGAGAAGCACUGAGGUGGACCAGCUCUCACACUCUGAAGACCACCUCCAUCUUCUCCAGAGUGUCCAGUCCCUAAACAUCCAACAACCUCCACCCACCAAUGACUGGACAGAGGUCAGCCUCCGUCCAUCAUCAUAUGAGGGGACUGUGGUGAAAGCUGUGGUUCAGCUGGAGGAGACACUCAGUAAAGAGAUGAAGACACUACUUGGAGCCGAACUGAAGAGGGUCCAGCAGUAUGAAAUAGAUGUGACUCUUGAUCCUGAUACAGCACAUCCUGAUCUUAUCCUGUCUGAUGAUGGGAAACAAGUGAAUCUUGGUGAUGUGAGGAAGAAUCUCCCAGACAACCCAGAGAGAUUCUCUAAGUGUGUUUGUGUUUUAGGAAAACAGAGUUUCUCUUCAGGCAGAUUUUACUUUGAGGUUCAAGUUAAAGGAAAGACUGAAUGGGAUUUAGGAGUGGCCAGAGAGUCGAUCGGCAGGAACGGAGACAUCACACUGAGUCCGGAGAAUGGUUACUGGACUAUAGUGUUGAGAAAUGGAAAUGAGUACGAAGCUGCUGCUGACCCUUCAGUCUGUCUUUCUCUGAAGAGUCCUCCUCAGAAAGUGGGGGUGUUUGUGGAUUUUGAGGAGGGUCUGGUCUCCUUUUAUGACGUAGAUGCUGCAGCUCUUAUCUACUUCUUUACUGGCUUUUCCUACACUGAGAAACUCUUCCCAUUCUUCAGUCCCUAUAUGAAUGAUGAUGGUAGAAACUCUGCCCCUCUGAUCAUCUCUCCUGUCAGAAUAAACUAGUCACUGGUCUCAUUUCAGGUAUUGAUUUAUUUUCAAUCAAGGGAACAAAUGUACAUAUUCAUAUAUCUUAUUUUCUACAGAAUCUGUUUCCUGUGGUGACUGAUUUAUACUUUAUUCCAUUAAUUAUCAUCAUUAUAAUGUGCAACAAUUCUUUGCAAAUUAAAUCAAACUUCAUCUUGACAUAUUUGGGUUCUUUAGAAACUGAUUUCUUCUGGAAGUUAUAAUAAAUGUCUAUGGGUUUAAAUAGAUAUUGUCCACAUAACGUGUGUCAUGAUGCAUCAAAUUAAUGUGUUGAUUAUGUAAUCAGAUACAUAUUUAUUUUUAUUUGUAUUUGAUGUGCAGCCACAGAAAACAUAUUGCUGAAUAUUUCAUUGUGUCAUGAAGCUUCAUUUAAGAGUAAGACCUAUUACAUCCCAUAGUGUCUACAGAACACAGGAUGUGUCGUCGUUAUACCGGCUAUAAAAAGUUAAUGGAUCUUGUGUGAAAGUUGUUUUGGAUAAUUAGUGGUCACUUUGGCCAUUUUUUAUUUGUUUCAUGAAUUCUGUAAGAUGGUUAAUGAGUCAAAGAAAUCUGUAAAUAUGUGAUUGUAGAAUAAAAACUUUAAAAUAAAGCGGUUGUUGAACACAAGGUCUGAGUAAGCAGUGACUUGAGCAGCAAAUACUGAACAGAAAAGCUGGUUUACACACAAGUUGUAUUUCAGUCGAGGAUGAUUUUAGUUUAUGUUUUAAAAUUUCAAAAACAUUCAUUAUGUCGAGAAUAAAGUUGAACUUUCAGUAUUACUGCCAGGCAUAAGAAAAAUAAUAAAUAUUAAUUGAAAAAAUUGCAAUAAAGAAAAAAAUCAAUGACUAGGAUGUCAUCAUUUUAAUAUCAGAUAUCAUAAAUGUAAUUUUUAAUAUCUAAAGUACACUUUGACUACAAAUGUAAUUACGGACAAUCACAGUUUGUUUGUUUGCUGGCAGAAGGUACAUAUUUUUUAGUUAUUCCUGCCACUAGGUUUGGCGUGUGACACGCCAAGAGUUGCGCGGUGUCUCUUGGUCACCCUCCUUUUCUUUUCGGGCCGAUCAGGGAAACAACACAGUGGAGAAUGUACAUUGUGUGAAAUAAAUAGGUAAAUAUUGCAUAACUGGUUAAAAACAUGUAUGUACAAAAGGUUAAAAUGAUACCUGUGUUCAUCUUUUAACUGGAUGAUAUGUUAUAGAUGAGAUUGACUUUGGAUGGAUGUCGAUGGAUUUGUGUGUUAGCAAGACAUAAGUGUGACAAGUGUGUGAAGUUGUGCGCUCCCUGGUGAAGCCCAUUUUUCAGUCUGUAUUCUGUGAAAUGUAAGUGUUUUCUAAGUCAAACUGUACAUUUAAGAAUCAACUGGAGUUUAUUGUGAAGGUAUAUUUAUAUUGUUUUAUUUUGUUUUCUAUGUCAGUGUCCUAAGCCCACUGGCGUAUGUUUUGGAUUAUUUCAUUUUAAUUAUUUUUGGUUUUUGCCUUUCUGUUAAAUUGCAAGGAACUGCCAAUGUUAACUUUGAGGUCCGAAAGGCGCAUCACUGAAGUGUAGGCCUCCUCAAGUGUAGCUUGUAGAGGCAGCACGGUGGCUCAGUGGUUAGCACUUCUGCCUCACAGCAAGAAGGUUCUGGGUUCGAAC